This is a messenger RNA of Fomitopsis serialis, 1356 nucleotides long. RefSeq lists its product as uncharacterized. The transcript has 5 exons. Bases 1 to 1356 code for a protein of 451 amino acids. The record is from RefSeq and is a predicted model, not a curated record. Lineage: Eukaryota; Fungi; Basidiomycota; Agaricomycetes; Polyporales; Fomitopsidaceae.
AUGAUGUUGUCUCAAGAUGACCCAGAUGUCAAGGUCACUGCAAUCAACCCUGAGUGGCAGGCUGGUACUAGUAGUAGUACUCAGGCUGGUACAUCGACGCACCUUGACGAUAAUCGCAACCUCGGUGCUGCGUACGCAUCACACGAAAAGAAGGAGGAUGUCUUUGACAACUCUAUUCUAUCUAGGGCUCGCGGGCUCCGUAAUAUCAUGAGCCAUAUACUCUUGUUCACAUAUGAACAAGUGCGCCAAAACCGAGAUAAGGAGUUGGUGGCGACUGGCAGGAACAGCGAUGGAAAGACAGAACCGACUGAAGAUCCCGAUCAUUGGGAGAAUGCGCAACCAGCUCGUAGUGGGACGAGCCGCGCUCUAUCUGACGAGCAACUCCAGGCAGCCGCGUCACAAUGGAAGAACCCAAUCGCGAAGAUCAAAAAGGACUCUCAGUUCACAUGGAGAGUCGUCGCCGACCGCAUCAGCGUGGUCGGACUCGAGCGCUACCCAACAGGGCUCGACGAGGAAACGCUCAAAUUCAUAUUCAACCGACAUUACCUUCAUCACCUCUACGGCGGUAGCUUCGUCGACACGUUUCCCCGGCCUGAGCAGCUCAAGGUCCAGUUUCACGGCCUCGCUGACUUCAUGUGUCUCAGACUCGACUAUAACCCUCACGCACCCGUCAAUCCUGGAGACCCCGGACUUCUUUUCACCUACAGAUCCGCCGACAGACUGAGGAACUGCGCGGGCGGAGUGAACCGGGUCUUCGUGAGGAUUCAAGCAAGUCCAGCCCUAUGGCAGUAUAUGGGGCAAUACCGGUUGUACCAGUCGGAGCCACUCACCAAGGGCGAGUUUGCCAGUCAGUCUUCGAUGGUUCGCAAGACGUGGGCCAGGGACGUAUUGAAACGAUCGAAGGGUGACGACAUUGCCGUCAGGGUACACCUCCGAAAGACACACGGUAGAGAGCCAUCCCUGGGGGAAGUAAACAGGGUGCUUCAUGACAAGCAGAAACUGAAAGCCGCGAAGACUCGGUUGACAUGGGCCGAUGUCGUAUCUGCUUACGAGCGAGGUGAAGAGGAAAUCCGAGUCUACGCAAUGAAGUGUGUCGCCUACGAUGUCGAUUUCCAGCGCACCCUUGCGCGCAAUUACAAGCACUUCACCCCGCCCCAGCAAAACUCGAAGUCUGGGCCACGCACGAAGGCUGCCGUAAAGCGCAAGCGCGACUCGUCUGACACGCCGGAGCCGUCUGAGUCCGAUCAUGACGUCGUCGAUGUAGAGGGAGAGGAAGAGAAAGCAUCAGAUAGUGAGGAGGCGCACUACGAACCAACGGGUACACGAUCUCGCAUGAAGCGGGUGAAGACGGAGUGA